AUGACGUCCACCACAGACAAGGAAACACAGCUCGCCUACCUCUCGCUUUUGUACGAGGCCGUCAAUGAGACUUGCCGCGCCGGUGCUGAUGUCACCCACUCUUCUGGUCUCGCAGGCCACGAGGAAAACUUGUCGGAUACAGAAAUCUUCCUGUGCAAGCUCGCUCAGAUCUGCGAUUCGAAAAGGGGCGGCGACACUAUCACGGCCGCAGCAUGUCUCAAAGGUCCCAACGGAGAACCAGAGUACAUCUUGAGCUCCAAUGCCAGGCAGGGUUCAGAAUCGAACAGUUGCGUCACUUACUUGAAAAACUUACUGAACCAUGUCAUUGAGAACCCGGAUCAUUUGCAGCCCAGAGCCCAGCGCAAGCAGGUACUUUGGCGCAUUCUGGAGUUCAACGUUGGCAGGGUCGGGCUCUACUUACAGGCGCUGUUUGAAACCGUAGAGCAUUGUAUUGAAAAUUGCCACGAAGGGAACUAUUCUCCAGUUAUGAAGCACCUCCUCACGAUCCAGGAGCGGUGCGGAUUUGAGCUUGUUAUGGACAGCACCGAGAACAGCAAGCCACUUUUCCUCAGCAACUGCGAGAACUUGAUCAACAUCGUCCAGGAUACCAAAGCUAAAGGCUUCGGGCGCAUCCUUGACGAGUACGCCAACAUGCCCGGCAAUCCGUACUGGAGCCAGCUACGGCAUCUCCUCGGCCGCCUGCACUCGUACCGUCACGCGGCCGACACCAUUGUCGCGGCGUCCAAGAAACAGGAAAAGCUGUUCCGGAACAUUACGGUGACAUUCGUCUCGUCGGCGCUACCCGCGCGAAGUCUGGUGCCGCAGGGUAUCCCGUUGCAUCGGCUGCUGCGCACCGCUUUUCCCGACACCGCGAGCUUCGCGGCAUCGUGCGGCAGCGACAUUGCCGAGCUCGAGAACAGCGGCCUGCACGAUCAAGUAGCCAGGCUGCAGAACAGGCACCGUACCAGGACGACAGUGCACUGCGAGGUGCUCCUUCAUGGCUACCUCUACGAGCAGGGUAAGACCUCGCCGAUGCAGUUUUUCGAAGAUAACUGCUUCAUCGCCACGAGCAAGCCGCCCUGCAAACUGUGCCACGUCUACUUUGCCGCGCUGUCCGGCCGCUUCCGCGUGCGCGCGCCGCACCUCAACAUCUACCCCAAGUGGCGUCUGCCAGACAUGGAUGACGCAGAUCGCGAGGAGAUCCUAGACGACAUGAUUGAGCAGAUGCAGGACGACACGAUGUCGCUGCUUCGCAAUAAGCGCGCGCUCUGGCGCCGCAAUGACUCCCGUACAGAUACGCACGCGGGGUUCCAGUCGGCGUUGGGGAGCGGAAUAUUGGGCUCGUCGCGCAGCGGAGGCGUGAGUGUGCGGCCGGAGUCGGCGAUGAGUAUGCGAUCGCAGACGGUGUCGGAGAUGCCGCCGCCGAGAUAUCUGCAGCCGGUGUCGACGGCUACGUCUGUUGGAGGUUGGGGUCUCCUUGGCUAG
Akanthomyces muscarius is the source of this 1485-nucleotide messenger RNA. RefSeq lists its product as uncharacterized. Bases 1 to 1485 code for a protein of 494 amino acids. The record is from RefSeq and is a predicted model, not a curated record. Lineage: Eukaryota; Fungi; Ascomycota; Sordariomycetes; Hypocreales; Cordycipitaceae. The transcript has 3 exons.